Molecule: messenger RNA, 1260 nt
Organism: Apiotrichum porosum
Lineage: Eukaryota; Fungi; Basidiomycota; Tremellomycetes; Trichosporonales; Trichosporonaceae
Exons: 7
Coding region: 1-1260 (419 amino acids)
Biological process (GO): ubiquitin recycling; proteasome-mediated ubiquitin-dependent protein catabolic process
Cellular component (GO): cytoplasm; nucleus
Molecular function (GO): ubiquitin binding
Source: RefSeq, a predicted model, not a curated record
AUGCGUCAUCCGCCAUACCACCUGCUCAGCAACCUCCAACCACCACACUCGUCAGAUGUCAAGGCAGUUCUCGCUAUAGGUAGCGACCUCUUGGCUUCUGCUUCAAGAGACUCGACUGUCGCUGUAUGGAAGCGGCAAAGCUCAGAAGAAACGAACGAUCCUCGUCAGCCAUUGCAGCUGCAGGCGCUGUUGGGCGGUCAUGACGCAUACGUCAACUCGUUGGCUCACAUUCCAGGCAAGGAUGAGGAUGUAGGACUGCUGGUAUCGGGUGGAAACUCGUCUCUUAUCCUUUUGCAUUCCUUGGAUACUCUGGCGCCCGAUGCUCAACACUGUCUUAUCGGUCACGCCCUGAAUGUCUGCGCACUGGCAUUCAACCCAAAGCUGGGCAAGCUCCUCAGCGGAAGCUGGGACUGUUCGGCUCGAGUUUGGUCCCAGACACAAGACGGUUGGGCCUGCGAUGCCGUCUUGGAGGGUCACGAACAAGCGGUGUGGGACGUGCAAGCUGUAGACGACGGUCGAUAUUAUGGAUCGUAUCUUACAGGCUCUGCCGACAACACGAUCCGCCUGUGGAGCGCGACUGGAGAGCAGCUUCAGAGAUUCAAGGGCUCUCCCGAGCCAGUCCGAAGCCUGGCGAUGCUCCCUGGUGGAGAUGAGUUCGCAAGUGCUUGCAAUGACGGUAUUAUUCGCAUUUGGGACAUGAGUGGCAACAUUUUGGCUACGCUCGAAGGCCACUCCGACUACGUUUAUCAAGUCCGCUACAGCCCUACUGGACAUCUAUUCUCAUGUGGAGAGGAUCACACUCUGCGUGUAUGGAAUCGACAAGGGCAACAGGAGAGGGUAUUGAAACACCCUUGCACAACUGUGUGGACCGUUACCAGCUUUUUGGACGGUCUUGUGGUCACGGGUGGAUCAGACGGUGUUGUGCGAGUUUGGGAUUAUAGUGCCGAGUCGUCGUUGCAAGACGAAACAGGCCCUCAGCCGACCGAGUCAAACAUAACGAAUGGAGCACAAGACGUUUCUCAACCGGUCGACAACCCAAAGACAGAUGUCACUCCCAGUCAGGUGCAGCGGCUCGUCAUUAACAUUGAUUUGGCCGACGACCAGCCCACAGUUCCACUCGUCUUUCAAAGCGAUCAGGACCCACAUGAGGCAGCCAUCGCCUUUGGUCAACAACACGGACUGAGCCAGUCAUAUAUUGAUCGUAUCGAGGAGUUUGUGGCCAAUCACGUUGGAGGGACUCAUGAAGGUCAGGACAGAUAA